Medioppia subpectinata is the source of this 1932-nucleotide messenger RNA. Lineage: Eukaryota; Metazoa; Arthropoda; Arachnida; Sarcoptiformes; Oppiidae. The record is from the annotation of a GenBank genome assembly.
AUGGAAGGGACCAGCGAUUUAGUCGAUGCCAUCGAUAUAACACUCGCUGCGGGACAGGCGAGUGCAGCGAUUGGUGUAAUCAAUAUCGCUAUCAAUAGCGCUGAUUAUGAUAUGAAACACCGAAAUCGGGGGUGUGAGCCCCGGGAGGGCACCAAAGAGGAUGUCGACCGUAUAGUCAGAUGUUUUCAAAGACUACAAUUUGUUGUUGAGGUUGUAAAGGACGGUACACUUCAAACCAUUGAAACUAAAAUGCAACAAGUUUCCGAUGCGGACCACUCGGACAGCGACUGUGUUGUAGUUGUGGUGCUAACACACGGCGACGGACAGAGCCUUUGGGCCCGAAAUGUCAAAUACCCGACGGAAACAUUGUUUGAGUACUUUAAUGGCAAUCGUUGUCCGACACUUAUAGGCAAACCCAAAAUCUUUAUAAUUCAAGCCUGUCGGGGAGUGAAGGUAGACCCGGGGUCAACGUUAAAAGCUCUCGGGCCUACACCUGCCCCUACAUCUACCCCCACAACUCCUCGCCGUAUUUACACUAUACCAACAAACGCUGAUUUUCUCGUUUAUUACAGCACUUCUCCCGGGACCAGCGAUUUAGUCGAUGCCAUCGAUAUAACACUCGCUGCGGGACAGGCGAGUGCAGCGAUUGGUGUAAUCAAUAUCGCUAUCAAUAGCGCUGAUUAUGAUAUGAAACACCGAAAUCGGGGGUGUGAGCCCCGGGAGGGCACCAAAGAGGAUGUCGACCGUAUAGUCAGAUGUUUUCAAAGACUACAAUUUGUUGUUGAGGUUGUAAAGGACGGUACACUUCAAACCAUUGAAACUAAAAUGCAACAAGUUUCCGAUGCGGACCACUCGGACAGCGACUGUGUUGUAGUUGUGGUGCUAACACACGGCGACGGACAGAGCCUUUGGGCCCGAAAUGUCAAAUACCCGACGGAAACAUUGUUUGAGUACUUUAAUGGCAAUCGUUGUCCGACACUUAUAGGCAAACCCAAAAUCUUUAUAAUUCAAGCCUGUCGGGGAGUGAAGGUAGACCCGGGGUCAACGUUAAAAGCUCUCGGGCCUACACCUGCCCCUACAUCUACCCCCACAACUCCUCGCCGUAUUUACACUAUACCAACAAACGCUGAUUUUCUCGUUUAUUACAGCACUUCUCCCGCACAUCUCAUCAAUGCUCACGAGAUUAAUAUACUUCAGACCAAAACCGUAAAAAAUGUUUCAUAUGAUAUGAAACAUCAAAAUCGUGGCAAAUGUGUUGUCUUUAAUCACCGAAAAUUCGACAAAUCGGAUGUUAAGCCCCGACCGGGAACUGAUAGGGACGCCGAAGAUGUUAUCAAAUGCUUUAAAAGACUGCAAUUUGAUGUGAUUUGUGUAAAUGACGGCACUUUUAGAGAUAUUAAACAAACAAUGACUAAAAUGGCGACCGAAGACCACUCGGACAGCGACUGUGUGGUAGUUGUGGUGCUAACACACGGCGACGAACAGAGCCUUUGGGCCCGAAAUGCCAAAUACCCGAUCGACACAUUGUUUGCAUACUUUACCGGAGAUCGUUGUCCAACACUCGUAGGCAAACCCAAAAUAUUUAUCAUUCAGGCAUGUCGUGGAGAAGGCAUCGAUUCUGGUAUUAAAAUGAAAACUCUUGGUGUGGAUGAAGUGGAUAGCAAUCAUGAAAUUGUCUAUAAAAUCCCAACAAUUGCUGAUUUCCUUGUCUACUACAGCACCGCUCCGGGUCACUUUUCUUUCCGAAAUGUGGAAACCGGAUCCGUAUUUAUUCAAGAAUUGGUAGUUGCCUAUUAUUUCGAGUCCUAUUCGCCCGACAAAAAGGCUUACCAUAAGAAGAAACAAAUACCGUUAUUGAGUGCCAAACAGUUUCUUCAAUUCCUUAAGAAUGGGAUGUCUUUGUUUGUGGCCAUCAAUGAGUUGUUUGCCUAA